AUGGCUGAAGAGGGUCGGGCCUUGUUCGAGUACAGCCGACGUGGCAAACUGGAAGAUGUCCGGGAGGAGCUUGCAAACGGAGGGUCACCCGACUCUUAUUUCAGUUACGACGGGAGCACCGCACUUCUGGUUGCUGCACGUGGCGGUCACGUCGGAGUUGUCGCUGCACUUUUGGAGGCAAGGGCGGACCUGACUGUACGCUCCGAAGACGGCAGCGAUGCCUUGUUGCAUGCAGCCAGCGGUGGGAGCAGUGACGUCAUCCAAAUUCUUUUGAGUUCUUCGGCGGACCCUCAGACACUGAACGAGGAUGAGGUGUCCCCUCUCAUUCUAGCCGCCCACUACGGACACAGUGCAGCCGUUCAAGUACUGCUGCAGGCGCACGCAGACCCCAACUACGUUGCUCCGGGCUGGGGUUCAGCUUUGGACUCUGCUCAGGGACAGUGUGCGACCUUGUUGCUGCAGCACGGAGCAUGCCGACAGGACGCGGCUGCCCAGCCUUCCCGGCCGCUCAAAGCGGGUGAGCACUUCAUGUACGACUGUUUGGAUGAUCCCCAUCAAGCAGAGGCUGCUCUCCGACAGUUUGCUGUGAGGCGUGAGAGCACGAACGGAACCGAGCCUGCUGGCAUUUGCAGGCGUCGUGCCGGGGCACAAGCCAAGUGCAGAAUUGCUUGA
Symbiodinium sp. CCMP2592 is the source of this 672-nucleotide messenger RNA. Lineage: Eukaryota; Dinophyceae; Suessiales; Symbiodiniaceae. The record is from the annotation of a GenBank genome assembly.